AUGACGCCCAAUCUUAAGAUACUUCAAGCUGCCUACAUAUUCGUCGUUAAUGGCAGCGAUGUCUCUCCGCUGGCUCGACGAAGCGUCUCCUCCCUGCUUUCCAGAGCCCUAAACACAUCCUCUUCUGCCAUUCUGCGAUCUCGCCUCACGCCUGCAGCCUCCGCCGUCGAGAGGCUUCGAGGUGUGGCUUCCCCGCUUGCUACCGCCUCUAUCCGCUGGGAGACGAGAUCGACAUCAGGCUCUGGCUACUCUCCAAUCAAAGACUCCUCGCCUAACUGGAGUAAUCGCCCACCUAAGGAGACGAUUCUUCUAGACGGCUGCGAUUACGAGCACUGGCUUAUCGUAAUGGAAUUCCCGGAAAACCCUAAACCCUCGGAGGAGGAGAUGGUUGCUGCUUAUGUUAAGACACUAAGUGCGGUGGUUGGAAGCGAGGAGGAGGCAAAGAAGAAGAUUUAUUCGGUUUGUACUACUACUUAUACUGGUUUUGGCGCGUUGAUCUCGGAAGAACUCUCGUAUAAAGUUAAAGGACUUCCGGGCGUUUUGUGGGUACUGCCUGAUUCUUAUCUUGAUGUUCCAAACAAGGAUUAUGGAGGAGAUCUUUUCGUUGAUGGUAAAGUCAUUCAUAGGCCACAAUUUCGAUUUACAGAGAGACAACAAUCUUCCAGGAAUAGGCCACGACCUCGAUAUGAUCGGCGCCGUGAAACAAUGCAGGUGGAAAGAAGGGAACCAAUGCAGAGGGACAUCCCUCCACCAAUGGGUCAGGCUAGUUCACAGCAAGUUUUAAGUAACACACAACAGAAUUUUCAGAGUUCGCAAGAAACUGUUUCAUGGCCUAAAAAUUCCCAAUAAGAAUUUUAUUUAGGGUUUAUUUGAAAAGUAUGCGGUUAGUACUUCUAUUUCUUAAUUUAGUAUUUUGAUGGUUGCUGAUAAUCCAAGUCUAUGUGGUUAUGUAAGUAAUUGAUAGAUUAAAUCUAUUUCCAGGGAAGAUAAGGGAGAUGGCUGUUUAUAACUUCAAGUUUUAUUUUUUCCUUGGCAUCACUUUUGCUAGAACUUUCUAAAUUUGUGUAAAAAAGGAAGCAAGGUGCAUUGUAAACCUUUUCUGGUGUUACGUGAGUGCCAAUGAACACUCU
Phalaenopsis equestris is the source of this 1130-nucleotide messenger RNA. RefSeq names its product multiple organellar RNA editing factor 3, mitochondrial-like. Gene Ontology annotation, biological process: cytidine to uridine editing; mitochondrial mRNA modification. Gene Ontology annotation, cellular component: mitochondrion. The transcript has 5 exons. Bases 1 to 849 code for a protein of 282 amino acids. The record is from RefSeq and is a predicted model, not a curated record. Lineage: Eukaryota; Viridiplantae; Streptophyta; Magnoliopsida; Asparagales; Orchidaceae.